AUGCCUAGCAUCCGCUUCGUUUCCACGGCCAUAUCCUUCAUCGCACUAUACCAGCAGAUAAGCUCGGUGGUAGCAUCUUCGCUCCAAGACGACCCGGUAACUACAUGCAGCUCGUACGAUCUCAGCAAUAAGAACUUUCCGGGACGCGGGACCGCAAUUGAAGACGACGGUACCUGCAAGGUCACGAUGCCGGGGAACCGUGGUGCUCCACAUCGAAAACUCGAGGUAAUUGAGGGCAGCGAUACUGCCAAAUUGGAAGAAUACUUCGGUGUGAAACUGGAGACUAAACUGAAGAACCUACCGACUUCGGCUAUUCAUCAUCCGUCUCCAUGGAAUGGCCCGAGCUGGCUUGUCUAUCAAGACAGUAUCAACUACGAGUGGAAGAAGGGUCAGCUGAGUCCUGCUGAGAAAUACGCGACGGCCUUCGGUCUGAACGUCACAGAGUUCAUGGACAAGGUUUCGGCUCAAAACGGCAUCGAUUCGGAAAUGAAUUACAGCACGCCUUGUACCACUGACAACGAUUGUGACUUCACGACUUGCGCUAUCCGUAAAAAUGCGAUAUCGGGCUAUUGCAUCCCGACUUGGUACGGUAUCAGCCAUGCAUGGGCCCCGGCCUCCGUUCUGGAGAAAGGUCCCGUUUGUGCAGUAAACUUCAACGGCGUCGUCUUCCAUCCUAUCGACGUCAUGGGACUGGUCACUGACAUCUAUGACGGCGUCAAAGUAUCGACUAUCUUUACUGGGUCUCGCUACAACGGUGGUAACGAAUCAAUGGAUGCCUAUGGCCGAAGCGUGGAGUACUCGUAUCGCGACGUGAAUCCUGGGUUCUUCCACAUCGCUGCUACCAACCUUCUAGGCAAGCUCAAUCACACCUUCAUCAUUGACAGAUACGCUGGCUAUGGGGUGUGGAAUCAGCCUGUUUACGGGUUCGAGGUGAUCGAGCAGACGAGCAUGACUUUGCAGGAAGCCGCACAAACUUUCUACCGUUUGAACGCAUACCCUUGGAAUGACAAUGCUUCUAGCAUCGUCCACAUCACGGCCAACCUGUUGUGGAAUAACGACGUGGAUGCUGACGUACGCGACUCCAUUUUGGUCAUGAAUUCUGACCCGAGUGCGACUUACGAGUACCUUCUGGAAUUGAACAAAGCCGAAGAGAUCAUUGGUGGAGAGUGGUUGAACAAAUCAAACGACAACCACCCAGAUUUCAUUUGGUUUCCUAAGGGAAAACCUACUUCGGACACGGUGACGAAUAUUGGUUUGAGCUAUGCCAACGUGGCGAUGCUGCUAGAGAAAGCUGCAGCGUGCUCCCACUCGACUUAAGAGCGUGGUUUGAAAACAAUUUACUUCGUGGUUGGAUCGAUGAUCAAACGCAGGAUGUUUGUCAACUUUGAUACUCCGAGUACAUGGGUUUACAAAAAAAAAAAGAAGAGAGAGAGAGAGAGAGAGA
Molecule: messenger RNA, 1444 nt
Organism: Phytophthora nicotianae INRA-310
Lineage: Eukaryota; Oomycota; Peronosporomycetes; Peronosporales; Peronosporaceae
Exons: 1
Coding region: 1-1317 (438 amino acids)
Molecular function (GO): aminoacyltransferase activity
Source: RefSeq, a predicted model, not a curated record